Molecule: messenger RNA, 4293 nt
Organism: Psilocybe cubensis
Lineage: Eukaryota; Fungi; Basidiomycota; Agaricomycetes; Agaricales; Agrocybaceae
Exons: 30
Coding region: 1-4293 (1430 amino acids)
Biological process (GO): transmembrane transport
Cellular component (GO): membrane
Molecular function (GO): ATP hydrolysis activity; ATP binding; ABC-type transporter activity
Source: RefSeq, a predicted model, not a curated record
AUGGCCACCUGCCACGAUCCCGAGGGUUGGCAGGCAGUCUCGCGUCUAAGGGACUUUGAUCUCACACCCUGCUUUGAAGAGGGUCUGCUUCUGUCCUCUUUGCUUUCUGUCGCAUUCGCGUUCACUUUGUUAAGGUCACUGGCUGUUUGUCUCAAGCAGCCAUUAGAGCGAUCUCGCAGAAGCAUCUGGAAUUUGAGGAUAAAACUCUUUUUCCUUUUCUUAUCGUUCAUUGCCAGCUUUGUGAAUGUACUACUCAUACUGACUCAGCACAAUGUUGUCCCGGUUAUUCAAGCCUACAUCUUGGAACCCUUCGCCAUCUUGUCAAUUUUAAUUUUCACGUUCUUCAACCACACUAGAACCAGGACUGCGUCGACUUUUCUUCUCAUCUUCUGGCCGUGUUACGCACUUGCAUGUGCUAUCUGGGCUCGCACGACCCUGUUGAGAGAUCCCGAUUCAGUAACCACCAUCGUGUCACUCAAAACGGUGUCUCUCGGUCUAGGGCUCAUAUCUUACGCAGUCGAGUGCCUCGGUAGUGAAAUAGAUCCCCCCGCAGACAAAGCCGUCAAAGAAAACCCCAUCGUCACAGCCAAUAUCUACAGCGUUUGGACCUUCUCAUGGAUGACGGCGCUCAUGAAAAAGGGCGCCGUGAGAGUGAUCACAGAAGAUGAUCUCCCGCCAUUGAGAACAUUUGAUGAAUCUGUCAACCUCGGUAACGACCUCAAAAAAGCGAUGGAAAGACACACUCUUUGGAAGGCGCUGUUCAUUGCUUACGGAGGCCCAUAUGCUUUUGCGGCUUUUUUAAAAGUAAUCCAAGACUUCUUGGCAUUCCUCCAACCCCAGCUUCUCCGCCUCCUAUUGGCGUACAUUUCAUUAUACCAAGAAACGAGGUUCCACCCUGAACAGAGGCCUAGUAAAUGGGAAGGUUUUGCACUCGCCGCCGUGAUGUUUGUUGCAUCCGUGGUACAGACAAUAAGUCUCAACCAGUACUUCCAACGAACAUUUGAAACUGGCAUGCGCGUCAGGGCAGGCCUUGUUACUGCUAUCUAUACCAAAGCGCUGGUCCUUUCAAAUGAUGAACGGACUCGCGCAUCGGGUGACAUUGUCAAUUUGAUGUCUGUGGACGCGACGCGGUUGCAGGAUCUUUGUACAUAUGGACUUAUCGCCAUCUCUGGUCCUUUGCAGAUCACUCUCGCCUUUGUAUCGUUGUACAAUCUGUUGGGCUGGGCAGCCUUUGUUGGGGUAGCAAUCAUGAUUGUGUCUAUCCCUCUGAACACCUUUAUCGCCCGUAUUCUCAAGCGAAUGCAAGAGGAACAGAUGAAAAACAGAGACAAGCGCACUCGCCUAAUGAGCGAGCUAUUGGCCAACAUUAAAAGCAUCAAACUCUAUGCUUGGGAAUACAGUUUCAUUCGCAAGAUCUCCGACGUUAGAAAUAACCAAGAACUCAAGAUGUUGAAAAAAAUUGGAAUCACGACAUCCUGGAAUAUGGCUCUUUGGAGUGGGAUUCCGUUGCUUGUAGCAUUCAGUUCUUUCGCCACUGCAGCUGUGACUUCAUCGAGACCGCUCACGUCCGAUGUGAUCUUCCCCGCGAUUUCGCUCUUCAUGCUUCUCCAAUUUCCAUUGGCUAUGUUUAGUCAAGUGACUUCGAACAUCAUCGAAGCUGUCGUAUCAGUACAACGCCUUGCGUCGUUUCUUUCAGCCGACGAACUUCAAGUCGACGCUCGAAAACUCAUCGAGAAACCCAACCUUCAACUUGGCGAAGAAGUGUUAUCAAUUGUUGAUGCAGACUUCUCAUGGUCAAAAACUAACGUAGAGCCGACCCUUGAAGGAAUAAGUCUUUCCGUCAAAAAGGGGGAACUGGUUGGUAUCUUCGGCCGUGUUGGCGCAGGAAAGUCGAGCUUACUCUCUGCUAUCAUUGGAGACAUGAAUCGUAGGGAAGGUACGGUUACACUCUAUGGGAGUAUUGCUUAUGCGCCUCAGAACCCUUGGAUUCUUUCGACCACUGUGCGCGAGAAUAUUCUGUUCUCCCAUGAAUACGACGAAACGUUCUACAACCUUGUGAUUGAAGGGUGCGCAUUAGGACAAGACAUAGCGUUGUUGCCUCAAGGUGAUCUCACUGAAGUAGGAGAAAAGGAUAAUAUCAUCGGUCCGAAUGGCCUUCUCUCUACCAAGGCACGUAUUCUAGUGACAAACAGCAUCGCUUUUGUCCAUCAAUUCGAUACCAUCGCCUUCAUUCGACGAGGUAUCAUGUUGGAAAAAGGUUCUUUCCAACACCUCAUUGCGAAUCCUAACAGCGAAAUAUCAAAAUUAGUAAAAGGUCAUGGCACCAGUAACAAUACAUCCGGGUCUUCAACGCCGUUCCAUUCCAGCGGAAGCGCCACGCCGAGUGGUGAAGACCUUUCCCAGGCAGAAUAUCUCAAAGAUAAUGUGCAAGCCAACAUUCUAUCAGAAAAAUUGCGCCAUAGGCAGAGCUUUGAGAAGGCUCGGCUUACCACCAAUCUGACUACACAAAAAGCUUCUCAAGGGCUUUCGAAGGAGCAUCAGGAGCAAGGCCGGGUGAAAAUUGAGGUUUACAAACAGUAUAUCAAAGCCGCUUCGAAAACUGGCUUUACUUUCUUCCUGUUCGCAACUGUCUCUCAACAGGCUGCGUCUGUAUUGGCUACUUUAACAUUGCGUUACUGGGGAGAACAUAAUCGGGAAGUAGGCGAUAAUUCUGGCAUGUUCAAAUAUCUGCUCGUCUAUGGCCUAUUUUCUCUUUCCUCGAGUUUACUUGGGGCCUUGUCGGCUAUCACCAUGUGGGUAUUUUGUGCACUCCGAAGUUCAAAAAGGCUCCAUGAUGCGAUGCUUGAUUCGCUGAUGAAAGCGCCCUUGAGCUUCUUUGAACUCACACCUACUGGACGAAUUUUGAACCUCUUUUCGCGCGAUACUUAUGUUGUGGACCAAAUCCUCGCCCGAGUGAUUCAAGGCUUGUGCCGAACGCUUGCUGUGUGUUUGUUCAUUAUUAUCGUCAUCGGUACUAGCUUCCCGCCAUUUUUAAUUGCCCUUUUCCCUCUCGGAUGGUUCUAUUUGAGGGUCAUGAAGUAUUACCUUGCUACCUCUCGAGAACUGAAGCGCAUUGAUGCGGUGACGCGGUCGCCUAUAUUUGCUUGGUUUUCUGAAUCUCUAGCUGGACUGUCUACCAUUCGUGCUUUCCACCAGCAAUCGGUCUUCAUUGGGAUUAACCAAAAGCGCAUUGAUCACAAUCAAAUUUGUUACCUUCCAAGUAUUUCCGUUAAUCGCUGGCUAGCAGUUCGACUCGAGUUUGUUGGGGCCAUGAUCAUCUUGAUUGUUGCCUGUCUUGCAGUAUCUGCAUUAAUUACUACAGGUGUUGACGCUGGCCUUGUGGGAUUGGUCCUUUCGUAUGCUUUGAAUACAACCUCUUCGUUGAAUUGGGUAGUCCGAUCGGCUAGCGAGGUAGAACAGAAUAUUGUUAGUGUGGAACGAAUUUUGCACCAGACAAACAUAGAACCUGAGGCACCACAAGAGCUUCCUGAUGCAAAGCCCAGCGACGAGUGGCCAUCAGAGGGCUCUAUCGAGUUUAGAAAUUACUCAACUCGAUACCGAGCCGGAUUGGACUUGGUAUUGAAAAAUGUCUCAGUUAACAUUAAACCAAGGGAAAAAAUUGGAGUUUGCGGCAGGACUGGAGCUGGAAAAUCCUCACUUUUACUCGCCCUCUUCCGAAUUAUUGAACCUGUUUCUGGGACCAUAUUGAUUGAUACUGUGGACAUCACAAAGAUAGGAUUGCAUGAUUUGCGCUCAGCUUUAUCUAUUGUACCACAGUCACCCGAUUUGUUUGAGGGAACAUUGCGUGACAAUAUUGAUCCCAUUGGUGCACAUUCGGAUGCAGAAAUAUGGAUUGCACUGGAGCAGGCACAUUUAAAAGAUUAUGUUGAAACGCUACCAGAGAAAUUGGAUGCACCAGUUCGUGAAGGUGGUUCUUCAUUGUCGGCUGGACAGAAGCAAUUACUUUGCUUUGCUCGAGCAUUGUUGCGCAAGUCUAAAAUAUUGGUUUUGGAUGAAGCUACUUCUGCUGUUGAUUUGGAUACAGAUAAAGCUAUUCAAGAAAUUAUUCGUGGACCGGCAUUUGCAAAUGUCACUAUGCUGACUAUUGCACACCGCUUAAAUACUAUUAUGGAAUCAGACCGAGUAUUAGUUAUGGAUGCUGGAAAGGUGUCAGAACUUGAUACACCCAACAAUUUACUAGGAAAUUCUUCUUCAAUAUUUUAUUCUUUAGCUAAAGAAGCAGGAUUAGUAUAA